CCUCACCGCCAUGGACAGCACACCCCUCAUCUGUGACUAUGGCUCUGGCUUCAGCAAGGUGGGAUUCGCAGGAAUGGAAAGCCCAGUGGGCGUGUUCCCCACUGUCCUCGGGAAACUUUGGCACGAUAGUGGUGUGGACGCCGAGAAGGAGCAAUUGCCUUUAGGAUAAAUGGGAGUCCAUUAGGGCUGAGCUGCAAAGGACGCUCAGCCUCCGUGACAGGAAGGUGGUAGCAGGACGGGUGGGGACGGGGGCACAGGCUCUCCAGGAGGCUCAUCUCUGACUUCCAGCAAGUGGACCCCACGUUGCCAGACCUUCCUGUGUUUCGAGGGAAUUUAGAAAGGCAGCUGUUUUUAGUGCGGUAACGUGUACACGACGUAAGGCUGUGUUAAGUGCAUCAAGAACAUUCACCGCCGUCUGUCUCCAGAACAUUCUCAUCCUAUCCUCCCAAACUGAGGCUCUGGCCCCAUCAAAAACCAGCUGCCCAUCCCCGCCCCCCCCACCCCCAGGGAAAACUCAGUUGCGUCCUAAUUGAAACUGGGUGAGUGGGCCUGAGCCUGGCCGCAUGCCAGGUAGGGACAGACAUGCCCCUUCUCCCUGAAAAGGAGCCGCCCACUCAGAGAGGUGAUUUCUUGAAUCCACGCGGUAGCAGAGUGGUGGGGACGACACCCUGCAGUGCGUUCCCAGCCCGUGCUCUGGAUCACCGAGCUCAUCCUUGGGAAGUUCCGGUUGUCCGUGGCAGGGAGCGGCGAGGUGACGUAGAAGAUCUCAGAUGUCGCAGGACCUCAUGGCGAUCACUCCUGGGCUUUGCAGCUCUUGGAGCAACCUUUGUUUGUAAUUAUCCGGGAUACACUGGCUCCCACACCUGUGACAGAGGAGAAACUCCUGUCUCCCUCUCUGUUGGAAAUAUAUGCUCAGUGCCACAAAGAAAAAUCAGCACUGAGACAACGGAUCUUUCAGCAACGCAAUUUUCACUUCCUGGACUGCAGGAAGGGCACCCUCACUAGCCACUGUGCCACGAGAGUACAAAGAACAAAGGGAAACACACACAUUUAUCCCUCACACAUUUGGGGUCGUCCUUAAUGCCGUGUCUGAUCUCCGUUGGCUGGAGCCAGACCUCACAAUUUAAACUAAACCCCGACUGGCUGAUAAUUUAAAAUUUUUCUAAACAGGUGAAAGCAGUGGAGAGCUGGGACAUCCCUGUGAGCACCUCCAGCAGAUAUUUUGGUGAAAGUACAAGGACGUAGAAUGUAUUGUGUGCCUGUAAGCAUGGCGUGUCUAACAGCUACAUAGGGUAGGGCUUCACAAAGUUAUUAGUACACUUAUUCUUUUUUUUUUUUUUGAGACAGAGUUUCGCUCUUGUUACCCAGGCUGGAGUGCAAUGGCACGAUCUCAGCUCACCGCAACCUCUGCCUCCUGGGUUCAAGCAAUUCUCCUGCUUCAGCCUCCCGAGUAGCUGGGACUACAGGCGUGCGCCACCAUGCCCAGCUAAUUUUUGUAUUUUUAGUAGAGAUGGGGUUUCACCAUGUUGACCAGGCUGGUCUCGAACUCCUGACCUCAGGUGAUCCACCUGCCUCGACCUUCCAAAGUGCUGGGAUUAUAGGCAUGAGCCACCGCGCCCAGCCCACACUUUUUCUUUAACAAGAAAGGAAACUUUAAAAAGGAAUUUUUCUACUUCCCACACUCUGUAAGAGGAUAAAACCCACAUAGAUUUUGGGAGUCAGUGGAUUUCCUCCUCACUGGCCAAGUGUCUCGGAUCAUAGCAGGGAUGGCCCAGGCAAACUGCAUGUGCCUGCGCCUGAGCUAGCCAGCCAGUUUGCUGCUUGGGGACUGUGGAGCUCAGUGGUUAGGAGCUAGGGCUGCAGGGUCAGGGAGACUGAGGCGCCAAUCUCAGCCGUGUCCUCAGCACAUGCAUGACUCCCAGCGAGGGUGCUGCUGUGGCCGAGGCAUCUCUUUUGCAUAAUGCAAUUAUCCAAAGUAUGUAUCUCAUAGAUUCGGCCUGAAGGUUGAAUGCGAUGAGUGAAUGCAUGUUUGGCACAGUUUCUGGCCCACAGGGAGUGAUUAGCAAUGAUCAUGAUGACAGUGAUGAGGACAAUGAGAAGUGUAUUAGCGUAUUAGCUUAGAACAACAGAAACGUGGCUGGGCACAAUGGCUCACGCCCGCAAUCCCACCACUUUGGGAGGCGAGACGGGUGGAUCACCUGAGGUCAGGAGUUGGACCAGCCUGGCCAACAUGGCAAAACCCCCCUCUCUACUAAAAAUACAAAAUUUAGCCGGGCAUGGUGGCAGGCACCUGUAAUUCCAGCUACUCUGGAGGCUGAGGCAGGAGAUUUGCUUGAACCUGGGAGGCGGAGGUUGCAGUGAGCUGAGAUCGAUCUUGCCACUCCAGCCUGGCGACAGAGCGAGACUCCGUCUCAAACAAACGAACGAACAAACAGAGAUGUACUUCCUUGUAGUUCUGCAGACCUGGAGUCUGAAAACAAAGUGUCAGGAGGGCUGGCUUCUUCCCAAGGCUCUAGCGGGGAGUCUUUCCUUCCUCUUCCAGCUCCCGGGGGCUCCAAGUUUCCCUUGGCUCCCUCUGCCUUCACAUGGCCUCCUUCUCUUUUCCCUUUUCUGUCUCAGAUCUCCUCCCGCCUCUCUCCUAUAAGGGCCCUUGUCAUUGGAUUUGGGGCCCAUCCAGGUAAUCCAAGGUGGUUCUCAUCUUGAGAUUGCAUAGACACUUUAUCCAGAUAAAGUCACCUGAGAAUCCAGGGGGACAUAAUUAUUGGGGGUUGGGCAUCGUUCAAGCCACCACAGUUACAAUGUGGAAUUUCAUCUCAGCUCUCAGCCCCUCCUCUAGGGAAGGGGCCUUAUUCUUGGAGUAUGAACUGACUUAGGGGGGGUGGGCCAGGGAGCAUCUGCUGAGAGCGAGGCUCUCCCCUCCGAAUCCGCCGCAGCCAGGCUGGAGGCACUGCUCCUGUCCCCCAUCACCCCCAGAUGGGACUGUCUUGGUUGCAGGGAAACAAGCUCAGGGUCUCACUGAUUCUACGUCACGGCGAGUUGUAUAAUGAUUCAUUGUAUGUUGCAGUGGAAUAAGGGCAGAAAUAAAGCACACAAUCAGUGUACUGCGCCCGAGUCAUCCUGACACCAUCCCCUGCUCUCUCUGGUCAGUGCAGAAAUUGUCUUCCACAAAACUGGUCCCCGGUGCCAAAAAGGUUGGGAACCGCUCCCCUACCCCCCCAUCCCGAUCCAGGGCUUAAACCUGGCAGCCAAGAUGGCAGUGAGACCCCUCGUAGGAGGACUUGGGAGAACGGAGAGUCAGGAUGAAGGCCUUGCCCAGAGUCACUGUGUCCCUUCCAAACAGAGCAGCUGCUCUGACCCAAAGACCUCCGGACAAAGGGACAUCAGGCCCAGCACUGUCCAUCUUUUUAUCUGAAACAGUUACUCUGAACCAGGAAAAAUCAGAAAAACAUUGUUCCUUCUGCACACUGGUGACCUUGCCCCUCCCCUGCUGCCCACACACUGCACUUCGAUGUGGGUGGCUGAGAAACGUUGGAGAAGGUGGCAGCAGUGACGAUACCUCCUAUCAUGAUGUCAGCAUAUGAAACGCAUUCGACUUGAUCCUCCAGCAGCGCCUCGGGGAGGUGCGAGGAAGAGAGGUCCCGGUUCCCAUUGGACUGAGAAGAGGAGGGAGCCUCAGAGAAGGCACACGACUUUCCCAAGGUCUCACAGCUGGUGAUUCUCAUCCCAAGUCCAAAUGUCUUCUGCUGGAGACAAACUCCUGAGAUAAAAGAGCUCUGUGCAGGUGAGCUGUGGCAGCCUGGAGAGCAGCCUCACCCUGAAAUCACUGCUCCACUGCAUCUCUCCACCACCACACUCUUGCACCUGGCAUCAUGGCGCCACGGAGCCACUGCACCAGAGCAUUAUUGCUCUGCUGUGUGCAUCAUUGCACUGUGGCCAUGACACCGUUGCAACAUGGCACCAUGACACCAUCACAACAUGGCACGGCAACGUCACUACAGCACGGCACCAUGAUGUCAUUGCAGCGUGGCACCAUGCCGUCAUCACAACAUGGCAUCAUGAUGUCGUUGCAGUGUGGCACCAUGACACACAACAUGGCACUGCGACAUCAUCACAACAUGGCACGGUGACAUCACCACAGCACAGCACCAUGAUGUCAUCACAACAUGGCACCAUGACAUCACUGCAGCAUGGCACCAUGGCAUCAUUGCAGCGUGGCACCAGGACGUCACUGCAGCAUGGCACCAUGGCAUCAUUGCAGCGUGGCACCAUGAUAUCACCACAACAUGGUAUUAUGACAUCACUGCGGCAUGGCACCAUUGGACUAAGACCAUCCUUCCUACCUGCUGCUGCCAGCCAACAACUGAGGAUGGCAGUGACACCAAGGCAAGCCAAGCCCAUUUCCGGGAAACCCAGCACUCCUCUGAUGAAUGAGCCUGGCUCAAGAACUCUCCAACAGCCUUGCAAAGCUUUCCCUUAGAUGGCAUGGUGGCUCAGUCACCCACCUGAUCUGCUUCCCUGUUUCCUGCACCCAGGCUCAGACUGGGACAAUAGCCCGUGUCUCUCCCAUCUUCGUCCUGCUGUCUCCCCACCGCCCCUCACGUGCGCGCAUUCCCUGGUCACAUCCUUGCGCCUUUCCUUCCAUCCCGGUGUCUGUGUCUCAGUGGACCCAGAUUAACACAUGGGCCAACAAGUAAAAUCACCUCUGAGUGACGAAAUGGAUAGUUUAAUGCGCCAUGAAAGUAGCCAGCUUUAUCUUCCUAAAAAAAGAACCAAAGUUGAAUCACAUCACAGACCCUUUCCCGGUCAACCUUCCUAAGCAAACGUGGCGGCAGUCACCAUCUCUCCCGCCAUGACGUCAGCUUAUGAAAUGCAUUCCUGCUGGAGGGCAUAAUUGACUUAACCCUCCAGCAGCACCAUGGCAUUCCUGGUGCAUCUCCCACACCCCUCCAUCCUCAGCAGCCUGUCUCCCCAGUUUCCUUGUCUACGAACUGGACAAGACAAAUGUCCUAGGAACGACUCCUCGGGAGCACUCUUACCUUGCAGAACGUGUUGGUGGGGACAGAAGAGAAAGACUGGUUCAUCGGAGAGGAGGUUCAGAAAAACCGAGGGAAACUCAACCUGCAGUAUCCCAUUUCUCGGGCAACAAUUACCAACUUGGACAACAUGGAGCAGCCACACCCUGCCCUGUCUGCAAAAUGAGCCCGGUGUGGUGGCGCGCACCUGUAGUCCCAGCUACUCGGGAGACUGAGGCAGGAGAAUCGCUUGAACCCGGGAGACGGUGGUUGCAGUGAGCCGAGAUCGCGCCACUGCACUCCAGCCUUGUGACAGAGCAAGACUCCAUCUCAAAAAAAAAAAUUGCUGGACUCGGGGCUGCAAGGCCAGAGUUGGGUGAUCUGGCAUCACUCCUUCUACCAGGUGCUCCGCAUCGCCCCGGAGCAGCACCCCAUGUUGUUGACGGAGCCGCCUUUGACCCCAGCACCCAGCAAAGAGAAAGUCACACAGGUGCUGUUUGAGACUUUCAACAUACCCGCCCUGUAUUUAGCUAACCAAGGAGUCCUUUCUCUAUACGCCUCUGGCCAGACCUCUGGCAUGACCAUUGAAUCUGGAGAAGGGAUGACAUACUUCGUACCCAUCACUGACGGCUGUCCUUUGCAUCAGUCAACCUUCCAGAUGGACAUAGCGGGCCAGGACCUAACCACGUACCUCCUGAAACUGUUGAAAGACAAUGGGCAAUUAUUGGUGAGCACAGGGGACAGAGAGUACAUCAGGGACCUGAAGGAGAAGUGCUGCUAUGUGGCUUUGGACUUUGACAAGGAAAAGAGGAAAACCAGUUUGCCUCCCCGCCAGUGGAAGUAUCAGCUGCCUGAUGGCCAAGAGAUCAGCGUUGGGCAAGAGAGUUUCCUCUGCCCCGAGGUGCUCUUCCAGACAGAACUCACAGGGAAGACCACCCCUGGCAUCCACACCAUGGCCUUCCAGAGCAUUACUUCCUGCAACCCCGACCUCCAGAAGGUCCUCUUUGGCCACAUGCUACUGUCCGGAGGGACGGGCUCCUGCCCCGGCCUGCGAUUACGGAUGCAGAGGGAAAUCUCGGAGCUGGUGUCCCCUACAGUUUAUGUGAAGAGUGUUAUUCCACCCUCAGAUCCUACAUCAUUUCUAGAUGUAGAUUUUGGAGUCAGAAGCACGCACAAUUUGAGGUUUUUUGAAAGGACGGACCAACUGCCCACAGAAACAUCCAGCCUCCCCUCUGUCCCGCGAGGACUGAGUGAGCUCCGGGCCACGUCCGCACCAGCACAGGGUCCUUUGUUCUCAAAACCCCUGGGCACCUGGAUAAAUGGAGAAUAAAUAUAUGGAGAAUAUAUAUUUGUUUUGUUUUUGUUUUUUAAACAUACUUCCUGUAAAUAUUCAUUCCAAUCCUUCAGCCAUCUUCUGCUGGUGAUUUGCUUU
Molecule: messenger RNA, 6444 nt
Organism: Callithrix jacchus (white-tufted-ear marmoset)
Lineage: Eukaryota; Metazoa; Chordata; Mammalia; Primates; Cebidae
Product: actin, aortic smooth muscle
Source: RefSeq, a predicted model, not a curated record